GCAGCAUCUGGGUGGGACCUAGUGCUGCCAACAGUCUCUUAUUACAAGGGACCCGGCCCGGCUCAGCACCGGACCUGGCUACCCACAGCUCAGCGCCCUGGACAGGACCCGGCCCGGCUCAGCACCGGAACUGGCUGCCCACUGCUCAGCGCCCUGGACAGGACCCGGCCCGGCUCAGCACCGGAACUGGCUGCCCACUGCUCAGCGCCCUGGACAGGACCCGGCCCGGCUCAGCACCAGAACUGGCUGCCCACCGCUCAGCACUGGGGGAGGUACCAGAGGCAGGGGCACAGUGGCAGACGUGCCAGCUCCUGCCCUGCGGAGAAAUGUCUGGCCAGAAGAGGAUGUGGCCGGACUGGCCUGACAGCGCCUGGGAGCCGGUGCCACCGAAAGAUGCCCGGCUCUCCCCGGAGCCAGGGCCCAGCUGGAGGACGGAUCCUUGCACCAUCCUCACUGACUUGGGAGAGCUCUGUGACCACAGCCCCCAGCAACUCCUACCCUUCCUGCUGGACCACGACUACCAGCUGGAGCAGGUCGUGGAGAGCCCCGGCCUGAGCCCCGCCAGGGUGUAGACGCUGCUGUGGGCCCUGAAGGUGGUGGUGGAGCGCGCUGGUGAACCGGAGCAGGUCCAGCCGGUCCUGGCCCUGGCGCUGAGACCAACUUUUGUGCUUAGGACCCUGCUGGGCUUCAUUGUCGAGCUGGAGAGCAUCCAGCACCAGGAUGGGCAGAUCUCCCAGGAGGUGAUGGAGGACACGGUGGCUGCCCUGCACCAUCUGCUGACGGCGUCCCCCGAGCAGACAAAGACCCUGCUCUGCUACCCUGUGGACCUUCUCUUCGCCACCGUCCAGAGACUCCAGCGCCGCGGCUUUCAGUUUACAUGGAUCAUCCAGAAACGGCUUCACGACACCAAGAGCCUGGUGGACUCGGCCUUCCCGCGGUGCAGUGCGCCCCUCGCCUCGACAGCCUGGCGGGAGGAUUUCCACGCCAUCCCCAUCUUCCCAACCCCGGAGGAGAUAUUCGUCGACCCUGGGCAGAAGCUGAAGCGCAACCUCCCCGUUGGGAAGUACGCGAGUGACGCGGCCUACCUGGACACGCACUUCCGCCUGCUGCGGGAGGAUUUCGUCCGGCCCCUGAGGGCCGGGAUCUUGGCUCACUUCUCCCUGCAGAACGUGUUCGGGGGCGCUGGGAAGCAGAGGGGGGCGCUGCGGCUCUAUAGGAACGUGCAGCUGGUGAAGGUGGGCACCUCCCCAGCUGGUGCCAUGUACAUGGCCAGGUUCCAGGCCCCGCAGGGCUCCGCCCACACUUCCUCCAAACGGCUGCUGAGCGGCUCCCUGACCUGCCUCAUCUCCAGUGACUGUGGCCAGGUGUUGUUUGGGACCGUGGUGGGGGGCAACAGGCCUCAGCUCCUGAAGGGGGCCGUGUGGUUGGACAUUAAGGCAAACCACAGCGAUCUCCUGACAAGGCACCUGGGGAAAACCAACUUCAUCAUGGUGGAGUCGCCGGCCUUCUUCGAGUCCUACCGGCACGUGCUGGAGGGGCUGCAGGAGCUGGACCCCGCCCGGGUGCCGUUCCAGAGCUACGUCGUGCAGUGCCGCACCCCCGUUGCCCCACCCGUGCACUUCGGAGAGGGCGUGACCUUUGACCUCUCUGUUCUGCAUCCCACUGGGCGAGCCGACAAAGAGCCCAAGGGGGACACAUCUGAGGUAGGUCUGGGGUAG
Molecule: messenger RNA, 1718 nt
Organism: Chrysemys picta bellii (western painted turtle)
Lineage: Eukaryota; Metazoa; Chordata; Testudines; Emydidae
Product: NFX1-type zinc finger-containing protein 1-like
Source: RefSeq, a predicted model, not a curated record